AGUAGUAGUAGUAGUAGUAGUAGUAGUAGUAGUAGUAGUAGUAGUAGUAGUAGUAGUAGUAGUAGUAGUAGUAGUAGUAGUAGUAGUAGUAGUAGUAGUAGUAGUAGUAGUAGUAGUAGUAGUAGUAGUAGUAGUAGUAGUAGUAGUAGUAGUAGUAGUAGUAGUAGUAGUAGUAGUAGUAGUAGUAGUAGUAGUAGUAGUAGUAGUAGUAGUAGUAGUAGUAGUAGUAGUAGUAGUAGUAGUAGUAGUAGUAGUAGUAGUAGUAGUAGUAGUAGUAGUAGUAGUAGUAGUAGUAGUAGUGGUAGUAGUAGUAGUAGUAGUAGUAGUAGUAGUAGUAGUAGUAGUAGUAGUAGUAGUAGUAGUAGUAGUAGUAGUAGUAGUAGUAGUAGUAGUAGUAGUAGUAGUAGUAGUAGUAGUAGUAGUAGUAGUAGUAGUAGUAGUAGUAGUAGUAGUAGUAGUGGUAGUAGUAGUAGUAGUAGUAGUAGUAGUAGUAGUAGUAGUAGUAGUGGUAGUAGUAGUAGUAGUAGUAGUAGUAGUAGUGGUAGUGGUAGUAGUAGUAGUAGUAGUAGUAGUGGUAGUAGUAGUAGUAGUAGUAGUAGUAGUAGUAGUAGUAGUAGUAGUAGUAGUAGUGGUAGUAGUAGUAGUAGUAGUAGUAGUAGUAGUAGUAGUAGUAGUAGUAGUAGUAGUAGUAGUAGUAGUAGUAGUAGUAGUAGUAGUAGUAGUAGUAGUAGUAGUAGUAGUAGUAGUAGUAGUAGUAGUAGUAGUAGUAGUAGUGGUAGUAGUAGUAGUAGUAGUAGUAGUAGUAGUAGUAGUAGUAGUAGUAGUAGUAGUAGUAGUAGUAGUAGUAGUAGUAGUAGUAGUAGUAGUAGUAGUAGUAGUAGUAGUAGUAGUAGUAGUAGUAGUAGUAGUAGUAGUAGUAGUGGUAGUAGUAGUAGUAGUAGUAGUAGUAGUAGUAGUAGUAGUAGUAGU
This is a messenger RNA of Anoplopoma fimbria (sablefish), 969 nucleotides long. RefSeq lists its product as uncharacterized. The transcript has 2 exons. NCBI's taxonomy places the organism in Eukaryota, Metazoa, Chordata, Actinopteri, Perciformes, Anoplopomatidae. The record is from RefSeq and is a predicted model, not a curated record. The annotation marks the transcript as partial.